AUGAGAGAUGUGACGUGGGAAAGAAUCUGCACUUCGGGCGUUCCUUCCCGUGCCGUCAUCGGACUUGGCCAUUACAAGAUGAGGUGUACAAUAGAAGAAGAUAGAGCUGACAAAUGUGCAAUAAUUGGCCGGGGCUGUGGAAGCGGUGCCGGGAGAAGGGGCCCCAACCUCCGGCCAUAUCGACCCGCCCUUCCACCCUCUUCCUCUAAUAAUGUGCUGCUGGUUACCUCCUCGAGUCGUCCGGACCAUUGGAUUGUGCCCGGAGGUGGUGUUGAACCAGAAGAAGAACCGUCCAUGACCGCCAUCCGGGAGGUGGUCGAGGAAGCUGGUGUCCUUGGGAAACUGGGCAGGAGACUUGGAGUCUUCGAAGUACAUCAAUAUGAGGUUCCUGAACCAGGAGGGAGACACGUGACUCAGAACACCCACCACAACAACUUAAUAAACCCUGAUUAUGGCUGGAUAACUGAGACCUCAGAAAGCAUCACCCCCCUCCUCCCGCGACAGAUCUUUCAUUGCUAG
Messenger RNA from Nezara viridula (southern green stink bug), 519 nucleotides. NCBI's taxonomy places the organism in Eukaryota, Metazoa, Arthropoda, Insecta, Hemiptera, Pentatomidae. The record is from the annotation of a GenBank genome assembly.